Erinaceus europaeus (western European hedgehog) is the source of this 5655-nucleotide messenger RNA. RefSeq names its product tubulin gamma complex component 6 (gene TUBGCP6). The transcript has 25 exons. The record is from RefSeq and is a predicted model, not a curated record. Gene Ontology annotation, biological process: mitotic cell cycle; cytoplasmic microtubule organization; spindle assembly. Bases 420 to 5621 code for a protein of 1733 amino acids. NCBI's taxonomy places the organism in Eukaryota, Metazoa, Chordata, Mammalia, Eulipotyphla, Erinaceidae. Gene Ontology annotation, molecular function: microtubule minus-end binding; gamma-tubulin binding. Gene Ontology annotation, cellular component: equatorial microtubule organizing center; spindle pole; gamma-tubulin complex.
ACGCAUUUCCGGAGCGCCUGUUCGAGCUUUUUCACAGGGCGCGGGGCGAUGACUCAGAGUGGCGGGAGCUGCCGCUGCGCUCCUUGAGGCUGGAACCUUCCGGGCCCGCCACCCCCAGGCGGCCUCCGUGCGGCACCCCCGGCCCCCGGCGAUCCCUUUUCGGGAGAUCCGGAGAAAGCGUGCAGAGCCGGGUGCGGACACUGCUCAGUCUCGCUCUUCGCACCUGACACUGUGAACCCCUAAAUGCCGAAGAUUGCGGGGGCCGAGGAGGUCCCGGGUCGCAGGUGAGCAGGAGCUGGGCGGCCCGCGGCCUGAGGGCAGGCGGCGUUCGCUAGACCUCUGGCGCAAACCCGAAGCCAAGAGUCUUCAGUCUUCCAGGCGAGAGCUGGGCACAACCCCGAGGCCCAUCGCUGCGUGACAUGGCCAGCAUCACCCAGCUGUUCGAUGACCUGUGCGAGGCCCUCCUGCCCGCUGCCAAGCCGCACCUGGGCCAGCGCAGCGUGAGCCGAAAGCGGGCCAAGCAGUACCUCAGGAGGCUGGCGUACAACACCCUCUUCACGAACCUUUUUCAAGACGAGACUAAUAAGCUGCAGCCGGACCACUCAAAACUCCCGGUGAAAAACAAGAUCCUCAUGCUGUCCUUCGACUUGAGAGUCGGCGGCCUGGGUCCCGAGGCUGACCGCGUGGAGGAGCUGGUGGAGGAACUGGAAGCCUCCCCUAGCUGUCCGUUUGCGGAGGUGGGGUCUGUUUUGGACCUCCUGGUUCAGCUGGCAGGGAGUGGCCCCCCGCAAGUACUGCGGCGGAGGCGAGACUAUUUCGUUAACCACAGGCACCUGGGGAGAAAUGUGCCCCACAGCGGCUAUGACUGUCACGACCUGAGUGUGUUUGAGAGGGACGUCCAGUCUCGGAUCUGCAGGGAGGAGUACGUCUGUCAGGACAUGAUCCAGAGGACGCUUCAGAUGAUGGAGGCGGCACCUGGCACAGGCCUGUCCUCCUUCGGGCUUUUCUCAUACGGUGACCCUUGUGGUGACCGAUUUGAGAGAGACACCCGGGUCUCGCUCUUCGGUGCCCUUGUGCACAGCCGCACGUUUGACAUGGAUGUUCGGCUGGAUUUACCUCCUGUGCCGGAUAGUGCAGACCUCUCGGGGCUGGCUAUUAAGGUUCCUCACAGUAUCGAUCAGUCAGAAGAUGAAGGAUUCCAGUCAGCAUCCAAUCUGACUCCUGAUUCCCAGUCUGAACAAGGCCUGACUCCGGACAUCGACCUGUGGGAUGCGGUGCUUACCUACAAGGCCAGCAAACGGCGGUGCUGGGAACAGAUUGGGUGCCCCCCUGGCCACAGAGAGGAGCCCUACCUCACGGAGGCUGGAAGGGAUGCCUUUGAUAGGCUCUGCAGGCUCCACCAAGGAGAGCUGCAGCUGCUUGGCGGAAGUCUCCUGCAGGCCCCACUGCCCAUCCUGGUGAAGGAGAGUGAGCUGGUGAAGGACGCACUGAAUGUCCUGAUUGGGGUUGUGUCUGCCACGUUCUCCCUUUGCCAGCUGACUCAGACCUUCACGGUGAGGAGGGGGAUCCGUGUGUCAGGCGUGUCCUCAGAGAGCAUCAGCAGCCUGCUCUCCGAGGUGGCCGAGUAUGGAACCUACUACGUGCAUCUGAGCCACUUCUCGCUGCAGCCUGUGCUGAACUCCUCCUGCAGCAAGGGCCUCGUGUUCCAGGCCUUCACCAGCGGCCUGAGGAAGUACUUGCAGUAUUACAGGGCCUGUGUUCUCUCCACUCCGCCCACCCUGAGCCUCCUCACCAUCAACUUUCUCUUCAAGAAACUGGGCCGACAGCUCCGGUACCUGGCUGAGCUCUGCGGGGUCGGCAUUACACCCUGGGGUACCAGCGGAGGAGAGCCUGGGACCGAGUUCCCCACGGGCGUCAGGCUGCUCUCCUACCUCUACCAAGAGGCCUUGGACAACUGCAGCAACGAACACUACCCUGUGCUGCUGUCCCUGCUGAAGACCAGCUGUGAGCCCUACACACGGUUCAUCCACGACUGGGUGUACAGUGGGGUCUUCAGAGACAAUUACGGCGAGUUCAUGAUUCAGGUGAACCAUGAGUAUCUGGGCUUCAGAGACAAGUCUUACUGGACCCAUGGCUACGUGCUCAUUUCCAAGGAGGUGGAAGAUUGCGUCCCUGUGUUCCUGAAGCACAUCGCGCAUGACGUGUACGUUUGCGGGAAGACCAUCAACCUGCUGAAGCUCUGCUGUCCCCAGCAUUACCUCUGCUGGUCUGAUGUCCCUGUCCCACGAAUCUCAGUCAUCUUCUCCCUGGAGGAGUUGAAGGAGAUAGAGAAGGACUGCGCCAUCUAUGUGGGGCGCAUGGAAAGGGUGGCGCGUCACAGCUCCAUCAGCAAAGAGGAGAAGGAACUAAGAAUGGAGAUUGCAAAACAAGAAUUAAUUGUCCAUGCCCGGGAAGCAGCGUCCAGGGUGCUGAGCGAGCUCAGUGAUCGGCAGAUGUCGGAACGGAUGGCUGUGGAUGCCCGGAAGCGUGAGCAGUUUCAACGGCUGAAAGAGCAGUUUGUGAAGGAUCAGGAGCGGCGCCGGGCAGUCAGACAAGAGGAGCUGGACGAUGACUUCAGCUAUGCCCGCGAGCUCAGAGACCGGGAACAGAGGCUGCGGGCUCUGGAGGAGCAGCUGGAGAAGAAGGCCAGGCAGGUGCUGGUUGAUCACUACAGCAAGCUGUCUGCAGAAGCCGCCCGGCGAGAGCAGAAGGCACUGUGGAAAAUCCAGAGGCAUAGGCUGGCGAGCGCACGGAUGCGCUUCCUCUUAGAGGAUCAGAAACACAUCCAGGCCAUGCUGAAGGACAUGUCCGAGGGGAGGCCCCCAGAGCUGCCGGUUGUCCUCCCGGGUACAUGCUUCCAGGCCUCGUCUCCAGGCUCUGAGCUCCUGGAUGCAGUGGGCAGUAGCUCCAGUUCUGAGCACGCAGAGCUGUGCCGAGCGACAGGGGACUGCUCACACAGACCAGGAUCGCCAUCCCUCGAGUCUGCCUCUGUGGAGACCCAUGGCUUGGAGUCAGAGGCAAGUCCACAGGCAAGACAGGCUGAGGAACUGGGACCAUUCUCUGUGGACCUUAGCAUCCAGGAUUUCCUGCCCACAAAAGGGAGCACUGAACAGCCCAUGCACACCAGUGUGAGCCCCGUCCUGGAAGAGGCCUUGCAGACCAUUGGUUCAGACCUGCCUCCCUCUGCUCCGCCUGCAGCGGCUGACACAGGCCCCUCAGUGUCACAGGAGUAUGAUUUCAGAAGCAUCUUGAGGCCAGCUGUGACCACCUUGGCUUCCUCAAGGUCCCUUCAGCCCAAAGGAGGUAGCCUAGGCAGUGAGGGGGGACAGCUGUGGGGGGACACUCAGGUGAAGCAGGGCAUGUGUGUCAUUGAUGGGCAGGCAGCUCUGCCUCCCUCACACACCUGUCCCCAGGAGGGUAGCAACCAGGCUGUGGAGCAGCCUCUUGAGCGUGUGUCGGGAGACAACAUUCCCAUAGAAGGGUAUGCUUCAGGAACAGCCACCUCCCGGCCUCGGUGGAAUAUCCACGGACACGUGUCAGACUCCAGCAUCAAGGUGGGGGAGAACGUGUGGGAUGUGGCCACUUCUCGACCACGGUGGAACAUCCACGGACACGUGUCAGACUCCAGCAUCAAGGUGGGGGAGAACGUGUGGGAUGUGGCCACUUCUCGACCACGGUGGAACAUCCACGGACACGUGUCAGACUCCAGCAUCAAGGUGGGGGAGAACGUGUGGGAUGUGGCCACUUCUCGACCACGGUGGAACAUCCACGGACACGUGUCUGACUCCAGCAUCAAGGUGGGGGAGAACGUUUGGGAUGUGGCCACUUCUCGACCACGGUGGAACAUCCACGGACACGUGUCUGACUCCAGCAUCAAGGUGGGGGAGAACGUGUGGGAUGUGGCCACUUCUCGACCACCGUGGAACAUCCACGAACACGUGUCUCAACCCCACAUGAGGCCUGGGCUGCUCUGUGGGGAAGUUGAGCUUGAUGUGCCCAGGCCCCACUCAAGCCCCCCAGACUGCAUGCACCAACCAGACCUCAGCCCAGUAGCACAGAGCCCAGCCCAAGAGUUGGAACCAGAACCGCCUGCAGACUUAGCCUUGGGCAACUCCUGUGCUCAGGAGGUAUGCUCAGAUGGCUGGGAAGAGGGCCACUUCCAGGCCUUAACUUCUGAUGCGGCUCGACCUGAUGACUUAGGAGAAGACAUCUGCAAAGAACCAGGCCCAGGGACAACUGGGGACAUCGAGGACCUUUCUCCAAGUCGGCCUCCAAACUCACAGGAAGACACAGCAUCUCAGAGCAGCCCUGGCUCUGGCAAGCAGCAGGAGAAUGAGGAUGAGAUGGACUCGGCCCAGUGCAGGGAGCAGGCCUACCUUGCAGGCUUGGUGGGGCAGUACCGCCUGGAGCAGUACCCAGACAGCUACGAGGCCAUGUCAAAGCCUCCGGUUGCCCGCCUCCUGCACCAUGGCCUUCCCCGGGCUUUUGCCCUCCCCGAGGAGCCCAGAGAGCUGUCAGACACGGACGAGACCGCAGUGCAGCUGAGCGAGCUGCUGCCGCUGCCUGUGCUGAUGAAGCACUCCCUCACAGCCCCACUGGCUGCACAUGUCUCCCUGGUGAACAAGGCUGCGGUCGACUACUUCUUCGUGGAGCUCCGCCUGGAGGCACACCUGGAGGCUCUGCGCCACUUCCUGCUGAUGGAAGAUGGGGAGUUUGCCCAGUCCCUCAGUGACCUGCUGUUUGAGAAGCUUGGGGCUGGGCAGACGCCAGGGGAGCUUCUCACCCCGCUGGUGCUUAACUCACUGCUGAGCAAGGCCCUGCAGUAUAGCCUGCACGGGGACAUGCCACACGCCGCCAACCUCUCCUUCGCCCUCAAAUUCCUGCCCGAGGUGUUUGCCCCCAACGCGCCUGAUGUCCUGAGCUGCCUGGAGCUCAGGUACAAGGUGGACUGGCCCCUCAACAUUGUCAUCACGGAGAGCUGCCUGAGCAGGUACAGCGGCAUCUUCUCGUUCCUGCUGCAGCUGAAGCUCAUGAUGUGGACCCUCAAGGAUGUCUGCUUCCACCUCAAGCGCACAGCGCUGGUGAGCCAGGCGGCCGGCUCGGUGCAGUUCCGCCAGCUGCAGCUGUUUAAGCACGAGAUGCAGCACUUCGUCAAGGUCAUCCAGGGCUACAUCGCCAACCAGAUCUUGCAUGUCACUUGGUGUGAGUUCAGGGCCAGGUUGGCCACCGUGAGCGACCUGGAGGAGGUCCAGCGGGCCCACGCCGAGUACCUGCACAAGGCUGUCUUCAGGGGCCUGCUGACAGAGAAGGCCGCGCCCGUCAUGAACAUCAUCCACAGCAUCUUCAGCCUAGUCCUCAAGUUCCGCAGCCAGCUCAUCUCCCAGCCCUGGGCUCCUGCCCGUGGCCCCCGGGGUGCUGAGCACCCCAACUUCGCCCUCAUGCAGCAGUCCUACAGCACUUUCAAGUACUAUUCCCACUUCCUCUUCAAAGUGGUGACAAAGCUGGUGAACCGUGGUUACCAGCCCCACCUGGAGGACUUCCUGCUGCGCAUCAACUUCAACAACUACUACCAGGACUCCUGAGCCUGCCCGCCCGCGAGGCAAUAAAGCUGGUCUC